AUGCCGGAAGUGAUGGAAAUUGCGUUUUGUGGCACCGACAAUUCUUCUGCGUAUGACAUCAGCGAUGGCUUCUUAAGGAAUGUCUGCUUUCUGGAUGCCCUCAACUUGGUGCCUCAUGUUUUCCUCUUAUUUAUCACCUUUCCUAUUUUGUUCAUCGGAUGGGGAACCCAAAGUUCAAAGGUCCAGAUCCAUCACAACACAUGGCUACACUUCCCAGGGCACAAUUUACGGUGGAUCCUGACGUUCACCCUCCUGUUUGUGCACGUGUGUGAAAUAGGAGAGGGCAUCGUUUCCGACACAUACUUAAAGUCUCGCCAUCUGCACCUCUUCCUUCCAGCUAUAAUGGGAUUUGUAGCUGCCACAACAUCUAUAGUCUAUUACCACAACAUCGAGACAUCAAAUUUUCCAAAAUUACUUCUGGCUCUGUUCCUGUACUGGGUCAUGGCCUUUUUCACCAAAACCAUCAAGCUGGUCAGGUAUUGCCAAGACGCGGUGCCGCUGGCCCAGUUGCGUUUCUGCAUCACAGUAAUCAUGGUUGUGCUCUACGGGUUGCUGAUGGCAGUAGAGAUCAACGUCAUCCGCGUCCGGAGAUAUGUAUUUUUUACAACCCCCCAAAAAGUAAAGCCACCCGAAGACCUCCAGGACCUAGGAGUGAGGUUUCUUCAACCCUUUGUCAACUUGGUCUCCAAGGCAACGUACUGGUGGAUGAACCCACUGAUCAUAUCGGCUCACAAGAAGCCGAUUGACCUGAAGGCGAUUGGGAAGCUGCCGAUAGCGAUGCGAGCGCUUACAAACUACGUCUCCUUGAAAGAUGCGUACGAGGAGCAGAAGAAAAAAGUGGCUGACCAACCUAAUCGGAUCCCUUCCAUUUGGCUGGCCAUGUACAGGGCUUUUGGCCGGCCAAUCCUCCUUAGCAGCAUGUUUCGUUACCUGGCUGACCUUCUGGGGUUUGCAGGACCACUCUGCAUUUCCGGCAUCGUCGAUAGUUUCAAUAAUAGCGAACACAAUGCGACCAGACUUCUAAAUGAUUCAACACAGCCGUACCUCACCUCGCAUGAUUUUCUUAAGACCGCAUAUGUCUUGGCGAUCCUCCUCUUCCUGGCCCUCAUUUUGCAGAGGACAUUUCUCCAGGCCUCCUACUAUGUUGCCAUAGAAACAGGCAUUAAUCUACGCGGAGCUUUACUGGCGAUGAUCUACAACAAGAUCCUGAGGCUCUCCACGUCCAACUUGUCCAUGGGAGAGAUGACCCUGGGGCAGAUCAACAACUUGGUGGCCAUCGAGACCAAUCAGCUCAUGUGGUUCUUGUUCCUGUGUCCCAACCUAUGGGCUAUGCCCGUUCAGAUCAUCAUGGGUGUGAUCCUGCUCUACCACUUACUUGGGAAAAGUGCCUUGGUUGGGGCUGCUGUGAUUGUACUGCUGGCUCCGAUACAGUAUUUUAUUGCGACAAAGUUGGCAGAGGCUCAGAAGAGCACCCUUGAUUACUCCACAGAGAGGCUGAAGAAAACCAACGAAAUCCUGAAAGGCAUCAAACUGUUAAAAUUAUAUGCGUGGGAACAUAUAUUCUGCAAAAGCGUGGAGGACACGAGGAUGAAGGAACUCACCAGUCUCAAGACAUUUGCACUUUAUACGUCUCUUUCCAUUUUUAUGAAUGCGGCUAUACCAAUUGCAGCUGUCCUUGCGACCUUCGUGACCCACACGUAUGCUGAAGAGAAACCACCGAGUCCCGCCCAGGCCUUUGCGUCUCUGUCGUUGUUCCACAUCUUGGUCACGCCACUGUUCUUGCUCUCCACCGUCGUUAGAUUUGCUGUCAAGGCCGUCAUAAGCGUACAAAAACUGAACGAAUUUCUCAUCAGUGAUGAGAUUGGGGAUGACAGCUGGAGAAAUGGGGAUAGUGCCCUAACGUACAAAUCUUGCAAGAAGCACACAGGACUGCAUUCCAAAGCUAUUAAUCGGAAGCAUCCCAUCAGACAGCAGCUGGAUAGCUGUGAACGGACCCUGAGGGUACCGAUCCGUCACGUGGAUACAGAUGAAUACACCAUCAAGGUAACCAAUGGAUUCUUCUCAUGGGGAAGUGGUUUAGCCACGUUAUCAGAUAUCAAUAUCAGAAUCCCAACAGGCCAAAUGACAAUGAUUGUGGGUCAGGUUGGCUGUGGCAAAUCUUCUCUCCUUCUUGCUAUCCUUGGAGAGAUGCAGAGUCUGGAUGGGAAAGUUCAUUGGAGCCGUGUAAAUGAAACCGAUUCUUCUUUUGAAGCAAGCCGGAGGAGCAGAUACGCAGUGGCUUAUGCAGCCCAGAAGCCCUGGCUCCUGAAUGCCACUGUGGAGGAAAACAUUACCUUUGGGAGCCCGUUUAUUAAGCAGAGGUACAAAGCCGUCACAGAUGCCUGCUCGCUGCAACCCGAUAUUGACCUCCUGCCUUUUGGGGAUCAGACAGAAAUUGGAGAAAGGGGAAUUAACUUAAGUGGAGGCCAAAGGCAACGCAUCUGUGUCGCACGAGCACUCUACCAAAACACCAGCCUUGUCUUCCUGGAUGACCCAUUUUCUGCUUUGGACAUUCAUCUGAGCGAUCACCUGAUGCAAGAAGGUAUCCUGAAGUUCCUCAAGGAUGACAAAAGGACUCUUGUGUUAGUGACUCAUAAAUUGCAGUACCUGCCACAUGCAGAUUGGAUCAUCGCCAUGAAGGAUGGCACUGUACUUAGAGAAGGGACACUGAAGGACAUUCAAAACAAUGACGUCGAGCUGUAUGAACACUGGAAAACUCUGAUGAAUCGCCAAGAUCAGGAAUUAGAAAAGGAUAUGGAAGCUGACCAAACGACUCUGGAAAGGAAGACUCUUCGCAGAGCCAUGUACCCAAGGGAGUCCAAGGCACAGCUGGAGGACGAGGAUGAAGAGGAAGAAGAGGAGGAAGACGAAGAUGAUACCAUGUCUACCGUGAUGCGCCUCAGGACAAAGAUGCCUUGGAAAACCUGCUGGCGCUAUCUCACUUCCGGAGGAUUUUUCUUACUCUUCCUGAUGAUCAUUUCCAAACUGUUGAAGCAUUCGGUCAUCGUUGCCAUCGACUAUUGGCUGGCCCAAUGGACAUCAAAGAACCAAAACCAGACCCAAACCCAGACUUUUUGUUCUAUAGAAGAUUCCAUCGAAGACAGCAAGAAUUGCUACAUAGCCGUAUUCAGCGCCCUUAGCGCUGCGGGGAUCGUCCUUUGUCUCGUCACCUCCUUGACCGUCGAGUGGAUGGGUCUCAUGGCAGCCAAGAACCUUCACCACAAUCUCCUCAACAAGAUCAUCCUUGGCCCAAUCAGAUUCUUUGACACAACACCCUUGGGGCUGAUUCUCAAUCGCUUUUCUGCAGACACAAAUAUAAUCGAUCAGCACAUCCCUCCGACUUUGGAGUCGCUCACGCGGUCCACCUUGCUCUGCCUGUCUGCUAUUGGGAUGAUUUCGUACGCCACGCCUUUCUUCCUGCUUGCUCUCGUGCCCCUUGGAAUCGCCUUUUAUUUCAUCCAGAAAUACUUCCGAGUUGCAUCCAAGGACCUUCAGGAGCUUGACGAUAGCACCCAGUUGCCUCUCCUCUGCCACUUCUCAGAAACAGCAGAAGGCCUCACUACCAUUAGAGCAUUCCGGCACGAAGCCAGGUUUAAACAACGUAUGCUGGAACUGACGGACACCAACAACAUUGCGUACUUGUUUCUGUCGGCUGCCAACAGAUGGCUGGAGGUCAGAACGGACUAUCUGGGGGCUUUCAUUGUUCUCACUGCGGCCGUGGCCUCCAUUGCUGAAGGACCCGCUUCCGGACUCAUGGGUUUGGGUCUUCUCUAUGCCUUGACGAUCACAAACUAUUUAAACUGGGUGGUGAGAAACCUGGCAGACCUGGAAGUACAAAUGGGCGCGGUGAAAAAAGUGAACAGUUUCCUCAACAUGGAGUCAGAGAACUAUGAAGGCACCAUGGAUGUUUCUCAAGUCCCCAAAGACUGGCCGCAAGAAGGGGAAAUCAAGAUUGACAACCUGUGUGUCCGUUACGAAAACAACCUCAAACCCGUUCUGAAGCAUGUCAAGGCUUACAUCAAACCUGGCCAGAAGGUGGGCAUCUGUGGUCGCACCGGCAGUGGGAAAUCCUCAUUAUCCUUGGCUUUCUUCAGGAUGGUGGACAUAUUUGACGGGAAGAUUGUUAUCGACGGGAUCGACAUUUCAAAGCUGCCCCUCCACAUGUUGCGCUCCAGGCUGUCCAUAAUCCUCCAAGACCCCAUAUUGUUCAGCGGUUCCAUUCGCUUUAAUCUGGAUCCAGAGUGUAAAUGUACAGACGAUACCCUUUGGGAAGCCCUGGAGAUUGCCCAGCUGAAGAACAUGGUCAAGUCGUUGCCAGGAGGUCUAGAUGCGGUGGUAACUGAAGGAGGAGAGAAUUUUAGUGUCGGCCAGCGCCAGCUCUUCUGCCUGGCCAGAGCCUUUGUACGUAAGAGCAGCAUCCUCAUCAUGGACGAAGCCACGGCAUCUAUUGAUAUGGCCACAGAAAAUAUUUUACAGAAGGUUGUGAUGACUGCCUUUGCCGAGCGCACAGUGGUAAUAAUCGCUCACCGCGUCUCUCAAAUCCUGGACGCCAACCUUGUCUUGGUCCUGUCGGACGGCGACCUUGUUGAGUGCGACAGCGCUUCCCAAUUGCUCCUCAAAAAGGAUGGCCUGUUCACCACUUUGGUGAAGACCAACAAGUAGAUACUCUCGGCCCAGGACUCUGGCUUCUGCAUCGGGUCCACACUAUCCUGACUGCAGACUUGGUCAUUGUGAUGAAACGAGGGAACAUUUUGGAAUACGACACACCGGAGAAUCUGCUGGCUCAGGAAGAUGGCAUCUUUGCAUCUUUCGUUCGGGCUGACAUGUGA
Molecule: messenger RNA, 4868 nt
Organism: Euleptes europaea (tarantolino)
Lineage: Eukaryota; Metazoa; Chordata; Lepidosauria; Squamata; Sphaerodactylidae
Gene: ABCC9
Product: ATP binding cassette subfamily C member 9
Exons: 39
Coding region: 1-4701 (1566 amino acids)
Biological process (GO): potassium ion transport; transmembrane transport
Cellular component (GO): membrane
Molecular function (GO): ABC-type transporter activity; sulfonylurea receptor activity; ATP hydrolysis activity
Source: RefSeq, a predicted model, not a curated record